This is a messenger RNA of Calypte anna (Anna's hummingbird), 6421 nucleotides long. RefSeq names its product forkhead box O3 (gene FOXO3). Gene Ontology annotation, cellular component: nucleus; mitochondrial matrix. The record is from RefSeq and is a predicted model, not a curated record. Gene Ontology annotation, biological process: regulation of transcription by RNA polymerase II. The transcript has 3 exons. Bases 139 to 2118 code for a protein of 659 amino acids. Lineage: Eukaryota; Metazoa; Chordata; Aves; Apodiformes; Trochilidae. Gene Ontology annotation, molecular function: DNA-binding transcription factor activity, RNA polymerase II-specific; RNA polymerase II cis-regulatory region sequence-specific DNA binding.
GCGGCAUGCCCGCACGGCGGCCCCCCGCCUGCUAGGCUCCCGUCGGCACCGAGGAGGAGGCGGCGGAGGAGGAGCGGGGUCGGCGGCCGCCCGCCCCGUCGCAGCGCCCCGCUGCCGUCGCCCGCGGGGGAAGCCAAGAUGGCAGAGGCGUCGCCCCCCGCCCCGCUUUCGCCCCUGGACGUGGAGCUGGACCCCGAGUUUGAGCCGCAGAGCCGCCCACGCUCCUGCACCUGGCCCCUGCAGAGGCCCGAGCUGCAGGCCAGCCCUGCCAAGCCCGCCGGCGAGCCGCCCGCCGACGCCGCCUCCAUGAUCCCCGAGGAGGAGGACGACGAGGAGGAGGGGGGCGGCUCGGCCAUGGCUGUCGGCAUCGCGACUCCCGCGGGCGGAGAAACGGCGCCGGCGGCCACCGCCGUCCCGGAGGAGACAGCGCGGCUGUUGGCCCCCCUGUCUGGGGGUGGCCCGGAGGGACCGAGUCUCUCGCCGGGGACAGCGGCUGGCGGCGGGGGGCUCAGCGGGGGCCCGGCGGCGACGGCGCCGAGGAAGUGCUCGUCGCGGCGCAACGCGUGGGGCAACCUCUCCUACGCCGACCUCAUCACCCGCGCCAUCGAGAGCUCCCCGGAGAAGCGCCUCACCCUCUCCCAGAUCUACGACUGGAUGGUCCGCUGCGUGCCCUACUUCAAGGACAAGGGCGACAGCAACAGCUCGGCUGGCUGGAAGAAUUCGAUCCGGCACAACUUGUCACUCCACAGCCGAUUCGUCAGGGUGCAAAACGAAGGCACCGGAAAAAGCUCUUGGUGGAUGAUCAACCCGGAUGGUGGAAAAGGCGGGAAGGCGCCGCGGAGACGUGCUGUGUCGAUGGACAACAGCAACAAGUACACAAAGAGCAGAGGGCGAGCAGCUAAGAAGAAGGCAGCCCUGCAGACUGCCCAGGAGACGAGCGAGGACAGCCCUUCCCAGCUCUCCAAGUGGCCAGGGAGCCCCACCUCCCGCAGCAGCGACGAGCUGGACGCCUGGACGGAUUUCCGCUCCCGUACAAAUUCGAACGCCAGUACAAUCAGCGGCCGCUUGUCACCCAUUUUGGCCAGCACUGAGCUAGAUGAUGUUCAAGACGAUGACGCUCCGCUUUCUCCCAUGCUGUACAGUAGCCCGUCGAGCUUGUCCCCGUCGGUCAACAAGCCGUGUACUGUGGAGUUGCCCAGGUUGACUGAUAUGGCUGGGACAAUGAACUUGAAUGACGGACUGACAGAUAACCUCAUGGAUGAUCUCUUAGACAAUAUAACACUCCCUCCCUCCCAGCAGUCGCCCACGGGAGGGAUAAUGCAGAGAAGCUCCAGUUUUCCGUAUGGUUCCAAAGGUUCAGGGCUGGGUUCCCCAUCGAGUAGUUUUAACAACGCCGUGUUUGGACCGUCAUCCCUGAACUCCCUGCGCCAGUCGCCCAUGCAGACCAUCCAGGAGAACAAGCCGGCCACCUUCUCUUCCAUGUCUCAUUACAACAACCAGACGCUGCAGGAUCUCCUCGCCUCCGAUGCCCUUAGUCACAGCGAUGUCAUGAUGACACAGUCUGACCCGCUCAUGUCACAAGCCAGCACAGCUGUGUCCGCCCAGAAUUCCCGCAGGAAUAUCAUGCUCCGCAACGACCCUAUGAUGUCGUUCGCCGCGCAGUCCAGCCAGGGGGGUCUGGUCAAUCAGAGCCUGCCUCAUCACCAGCACCAGUCCCACAACUCCUCUCUUAGUGGCAGUCGUGCCUUGUCCAGUUCCAUCAGUAACAUAGGCUUGAGUGACUCGAACAGCUUGGGAUCCACCAAACAUCAGCAGUCACCUGUCAAUCAGUCUAUGCAAACACUUUCUGACCCACUCUCAGGCUCCUCUUUGUACUCCUCUAGUGUGAACCUCCCGGUCAUGGGACACGAGAAAUUCCCAAGUGACUUGGACCUGGAUAUUUUCAAUGGGAGCCUGGAGUGUGACAUGGAGUCCAUUAUCCGCAGUGAACUCAUGGAUGCAGAUGGGCUGGAUUUUAACUUUGAUUCCCUCAUCUCAGCUCAGAACGUUGUCAGUCUGAAUGUGGGGAACUUCAGUGGUGCUAAACAGGCUUCAUCACAGAGUUGGGUACCAGGCUGAAGGAUCUUUGAGAACAGGGAAAAUGGGCAAACAGGCCCUCAAACUGACAUGAGAUGUAGAGAAGAGAACCCUUUGCCAAAUCUGCUGUCAGCAAGUGGACAGUGAUACUGUUUACAGCUUACAACCUUUGUGAACCUUGCAUUAUUUUCCUAACAAAGCAGACUGUUAAUAGGCCCCAUACUGGAGUGAAGAUCCUCCUUUUUUUCUUUUUUUUUCUUUUUGUCUUCUUCUUUUUUUUUUUCUUUUUCCUCUUUUUUGGGGGGGAGAAUUGAACUUUUUCUGAAGUAUGCAAGAUCUUCCUUUUCUGGGAUGGCUAAGCACCUGCUGUGGAGACAAUGUUCAGCACCAUCCUGUGGAGAACACACUGUGUAGCCUUUACAGUAGUUACUUGUCAAUGAGUAUGUGGUGUUUCAAUAUAUUAAUGGUUUAUGGGAUGUUUUAAGUUGGCUUUUCUUUUUGGAGGUUUUCCCUAUCUGCCCACCCUCCCUCCUACAACCUCCAGUUUGAUUUCCUUAGAUUUUUUACCAUUUUUGCUUUCUCUCCCUGGGGAAUCUGAAGUACUGCACACACACACAAGGAAACGACCAUAACCCAGCACUGCUCAGACCUGAGGUUUUCCCAAAUACACAGCGUUUCUCACCCCUAUCAACCGCCAGAGUUCCGGGAGGAGGUGAUGUGAUGUGUGCAGUCUGUUGGUUUGUUGAGUUGAUUUUGUUUCUUCCUUUCUUUCUCUUUCCUUAAAUUUAAUUGUACACCCGUUUGCCACAAGUGUGCAGAUCUUGAUUGCAAAACUGAGGGAAGGAGGUGAUGUUGCCUCUUGGUUGGUGAGGAGGGGCUGGCAGUGGGUGCCACUGCCUGCACGUGUCCCGGGGCAGGAGCCCAUUUGCUGCCCCACCAGGCUCCCCUCCUGCCUCGUGUUAGCAAAGCUGCCCCGACUACAGCAGUGAGCUGGGAAGGAGUCAUAAGCUGAGCUGCCAGACAAGUUGAGCAUAGCAGCCUGGAGAGAUGUGUUUGAACAAGUGAAAAUGAAGGGAAAUGCGCCGCUUUGCAGAGAAGCUGAGCGUCGAGGCUGGGGAUCAGCAGGCGACUCGCAGUGGCAGUGCCGGGGUUGAGGCAGAGGUUUUUGCAAGGUGUGUUACUGCAUCAGUGAUCCUUUUUUUGUUUUGUUUUGUUUUGGACAUAGCCUUGAUUAUUUUUUCCUUCUCGUUAUAUAUAGUCCAUUGUGGCAGAAGAAGCAGGAGAAGGAAUGGCAAGGUGACAGUAUCAUGCAGAUGGCUUUUCAUACGAGCAUAGAUUUUAACAGGACAAAUGACACUGAAAGACAAGGCAGUUUUAUAUAUUUUGCUUCUAAGAUUUUCUUUCAUAAAAUGAAUAAUGACUAAUAAUAACAAUGAAUAAAAGGUAUGGUGCUGUAUAGAUCCUCUCUAUAAUCUGGGAAGUUUGAUUACUUUUUAUUAGUACAUUGAGGGGGGGAGGGACACAAAAAAAAGAGAGGAAAACACCAAUGGUACGUAGGAACUCGGUAUGAAGAGGUUCUGAAUAGGACAGUGUAUACAUAAUUCUCCAAAGCGAUAUAUGAAGUUUUUUUUUCUUUGCAUAAAAAGCAUUAUGCAUAUAAAUAUAUAAAUAUAUUUUAUUAUGUACAGAAAUGGAUCAUUAUGCAUGGAUGUUAGGAAAACAAACUAGCAUUUUAACCCAAAGUCUCAAUGCAUGAGUUCCCACCGACCCGUGUCCCAUGCAAUGUGGAGUGACUCCCUCUCGCCACUGCCACCGCACACGCACAGUCACACACAGACACACGGACACACAGACACACAGACACACAGACACACAGACACACACACAGCAUCCGUGGGCCUUUCCUUGCUCCUUACUUUCCAGGUCCCUGAGGUGAUACUUGGUGAAACAACAGCUCCUAGUGUGAUGGAAGCUUAGUUUCUGUAUCGUAGCUCCCACGCUGUUCUCUCAUGCAGAUGCACCUCUUGGUUUCUCCCUGCAGUUAUCACUGUGUAGACUCUGUGCAGUUGUGGUUAUUGUAGCCCGGUAACAUAUCAACUCUUCCAAGCAGCCAAGGGUUUAUCAUUCGCCUUUAAAAAAAAACUUCUCUUUUCUUUCUAGGCCAAGGUGGUCUAUUUGUCAGCGUGGGGGCUAGAUUAUUACAUUUAUUGGAGUUAGCUGAUGCUCGUUGCCCAGCUCUGUCAGCAGCCAGCUACCCAGGACACUUGUGUGGCACAGCAGUCACCUGGGCUGGAGGCCACUUUGCUUUUCAGAGUCUAGUUCUAGGCACCUUUUACCAGAACUGGUCUAGAGCUGUCUCAUCAGCCUCCUCUGAGCAUGUAUCAUUAGCUCUCAGCUCCUCAGUACACCCCAAAAUGUGAUUGUCCUGUGCUGAAGAACUUCUUUCUGGUGCUCCUUUCAUCAGAGCUCCGCCACGGCUGCUGCCCUGUGGUUGGGUUUGUCCCCGGCCCUGUGGUUUUGGCUACCAGCAGAGCUCACUCAGUUGCCCCCAUGCUGGGGUGCAGGAUUUGGUCCCUGCACGGAUGACCUCUCUGUUGAGACCCGGAGUGCCUGCCCAAAGACCAGGUUGCUGACAGCACCAGUAGGGCCUGACUUGAUAGUAUGGCCAAAGUGACCAUAAUCCUUUUUUUUUUUUUUUUAAAUUGGUAAGGAUACAAUUGUUGUCAAAAGCAAGGGAAGGCCCCCUUAACUUAAACCAAAUGGAGGCAACUUCUGUCCCACUACAGGAGCCCACCCCCUUGAGUUCAACAGAGCUCCCACUGGCAGGAAUGAGAGAAAAAACUGUGGUCUGCUCUGUUCAGAAAAUGGAGAAAAAACACUUGAUUUAGAGAUAGCCCACCAAUGGCGGAGAAGUUUUUUUUUGGUUGGUUGGUUUUUUUUGUAAAAUUAAAAGUAUUAGCAUCUGAAAGGCUAACCUGCCUCCCAGCAUUGUCAAGGAAAGCAUUUCCAUUGGCUUGACUGGGAUUCCUUGGGCCCCUGCUUUGGAGAACAUGCCAGCACAUGCUGAAGAGGGGUGGACUUGGCCAACCUUUUCUGUUCAGUUUGGUUUCUGUUGCUCAUUUUAGGGGCCAAAAUUUUCAAAUGAAAGUGCCUGGUGUUGGGGACUCCAGCAUGGUACCAGGGGGUGACGUACUCUGCCCUCAUCCCUUCUCAAAAGAAGGAGAGGUGCUGGGUCCUCCCAGGCCCAGGAGAAGGCCACUACCCUGUAUGCUUGCCAAGAUGCCCAGCAAGCACCCUCCUCUCCAGAGGUGCUAAAUAAAUCUUGCUGAAUUCAAAGGGCCACUUACUUAGGUGUCAAAAUACAGACUUGAAUGGCUGAUUUUGGGAGCCCACCUUUUGAAAAUUUGGCCUUUGAACAUGUUUAUGCCUAGAAGUUUUCCUUCUGAAACCAUGUAAAACAGACAGAGGUCCAGAACAACCAUGUAGUUAUCAUAUAAACACUUGGUUUAAAUAAAAGGUCUAAAAAGGUGACAUUUAUGCAGUUCCUAGUCGCAGGUUUGGGGCUUAAUUUAAUGAUUUUGUAAAAAAACUUUCUCUUGAGAAUAAUCAGUGGAACACUGCUUAACUCCAGAAAUUUUUUUGUGCCACCACUUCAAAAAGUUACCUUUUAGGUCAUUAUUUCUCUCAAAUGAUGUCAUUGCUUGGCAAUCAGUGUCCUGUGUUUCCAGUACAUGAUAAACCUUAGGAACUGCCAACAGAUGCAAAGGGGGACCAGAUACAUUUCUUUACUAUGGGUUGGAGAAAAUGAAUUGUGCAUUUGGCUUCACAUGUUAAACUUUUUUUUUUUUUAAAAAAAAAAGUUGCAUGAUUGGAAAAAAAAAUGUAUACAGUAUCUGUAAAACUGUUUUAUCUGUUUUUUAUUUCAAGCCAUGUAAAUUGGAAGAAUAUUAAAUCCACAGCCUUAUCGCGCAUGGCCGUCUUUACAUACCGAAGAGCUGAACAGUUUAUACUUUUCAUUUGGGCUAUCUUGUACUUUCAUUUGAAAGCAGACACUCUCAUGUUGCAGUCUUACUGAGGAUUUUGUAUGUAAGGAAAAAAAAAAAAAAAAAAAAAAAAAAGGAAAAAGAUGCUGCCCUGGAGGAAUAUACUACCUUACUACACAGAGGUUGGAAGGAAGUUUGUUUUGGAGCAAAACCUGCCCCUUUCCAAACAAAGUAGAGACGCAGUGCUUACUCCACUUGGUGUUAGUAGAUAUUGCCUUGUGUAUUCCAUUUUAAAUUGUAAUCUAGUUUGUAAAAGAGAUGGUGACGCAUGUAAAUAAAGCAUAAUGGAUCUCUACAUUGCA